This is a messenger RNA of Dictyostelium purpureum, 1500 nucleotides long. RefSeq lists its product as uncharacterized. Bases 1 to 1500 code for a protein of 499 amino acids. The record is from RefSeq and is a predicted model, not a curated record. The transcript has 8 exons. NCBI's taxonomy places the organism in Eukaryota, Evosea, Eumycetozoa, Dictyosteliales, Dictyosteliaceae.
AUGACAAAAUUAGUAUUAUUCUUUUUAUUAAGUUUAAUCGCCACUAUUUUUUCAACUCCAUUAGAUGACUAUGUUAAUGCUCCUGAUGCAAGUUAUAAAUGGACUUUAAAUAAUACUCUUAAAUACGAAACCUUCACCGGUUAUAUUAUUGAAUUAACAUCACAAACAUGGAUGACUGAAAAAGAAUCAAAUUGGCCAGUUUGGAAACAUUGGGUUAGCGUUUGCGUACCAAAUAAUGUUAAUACAAACACUGCAUUUUUAUAUAUUGAUGGUGGUUCAAAUGAUAAUUGGAAAACCCCAACUAAAAUGGACUCAACCAUUGAAAUUGCUUGUCUUGCAGCUGGUUCAAUUGUUGUAGGUGUUACUCAAAUUCCAAAUCAACCAAUUAUCUUUAGUAAUGAUGGUCUUCCAAGAUUUGAGGAUCAAGUUAUUGCCUACACUUGGAGAAAAUUUUUAGAAAACUCAACAGAUGAUAAUGCAGUUUGGUUAGCUAGAUUACCAAUGACCAAAGCUAUUGUUAAAGCUAUGGAUGCUGUUCAAGAGUUUGGUAAAACUAUUGGUGAAAAUAUUCAAGAUUUUAUUGUUGCUGGUGCCUCAAAGAGAGGUUGGACCACAUGGACUACUGGUGCUGUUGACCCAAGAGUUAGAGCUAUUGUUCCAAUUGUUAUGCCAAUUUUAAAUAUGGUACCAAAUAUGGGUCACCAAUAUCAAGCUUAUGGUGAAUGGAGUUUUGCCUUAAAUGAUUACACUAAUGAAGGUGUCAUGGGUUAUUUACAAGGUCCACAAAUGAAAGCUUUAGCUGCUAUUGUUGAUCCAUUCAGCUAUAUCGAAAGACUCACCAUGCCAAUUUAUGCUGUUUGUUCAACUGGUGAUGAAUUUUUCCUUCCAGAUUCAGCUCAAUUCUUCUGGAAUAAUUUAACCUAUACCCCAGAAAAACAUUUAAGAUUAGUACCAAAUGCUGAACAUUCAUUAACAGGUCACCAAAUCGAUAUUAUUUUAUCAAUUGUUACAUUCAUUAAAUUAAAUGUUGCAGAAACCCCACGUCCACAAUUUACAUGGAAUAUUACAUAUUCAGAUGAUAACAACAGUGGUACAAUCACAAUGGUCGUCAGCGAAGGUAGCAUUGCACCAUAUAAAGUUAAGGUUUGGGAUGCUGUAACCGAAAGUACAACAAGAAGAGAUUUCCGUCUCAUUACUUGUAUGGACCCAACCAAAUGUGUUCAAUUUGUUCUCUGGAAGCCAACAGAUAUUAAACCAACCUCACCAGGUGUUUACACUUACACCAUGUCAAAACCAAACAAAGGCUGGAGAGGUUUCUUCCUUGAAGCUGAAUACAUUUUUGCCAAACCAUCAGUUAAUGAUGAAUACACUCUUAAAUUCACCACCGAAGCUGCAGUUGUUCCAAAUGUUUUACCAUUCGGAACUUGUCUUGAAUUAGAUGGUUGUGGUGAUGGUACCAAUAUUCCACCAAUUGAUUCAAGUGAUAGCAGUACCGAAUAA